Aureococcus anophagefferens is the source of this 717-nucleotide messenger RNA. RefSeq lists its product as hypothetical. Bases 35 to 448 code for a protein of 137 amino acids. The transcript is spliced from 3 exons. Gene Ontology annotation, molecular function: structural constituent of ribosome. The record is from RefSeq and is a predicted model, not a curated record. Gene Ontology annotation, cellular component: ribosome. NCBI's taxonomy places the organism in Eukaryota, Pelagophyceae, Pelagomonadales, Pelagomonadaceae. Gene Ontology annotation, biological process: translation.
AUCAUCGCCGCAGAAUCGCCAGUCGUAUCACAACAUGUCGGCGCCUGUGACGAUCCGCACGCGGAAAUUUGUCCGGAAUCCCUUAUUGCAGCGCAAACAGUUUGUUCUUGAUGUAAUUCACCCUGACCGGGCGAACGUCCCGAAGUCUGAGUUGCAAGACAUGAUCGCUAAGAGUCACAAGGUGGCUGACACGCAGUUGAUAUCACUGUUUGGUUUCCGCAACAAGUUUGGCGGUGGUAAGUCCACUGGGUUCUGCUUGAUCUACGACUCAGCGGAAGCUGCCAAGAAGUAUGAGCCCAAGUAUCGGCUGAUUCGUAACGGAAUCGUCGAGAAGAAGGAGACUAGCCGUAAACAGAUCAAGGAGGCGAAAAACCGUAAGAAAAAGGUUCGCGGUACUGGCCGCCGCAUUGCCAAUCACAAGGCUAAGAAGGCCGCCAAGGAAGGCUAAGGUUCAUCUCUUCCAGAGACCUCGCGAUGCCGGGUUUUACGCAGUUCGCAGCCGUCUUCCUCGGUCAGGGACGAGGAAAAUAUUGAGGCAAAUAACUAGCUUUUCCGCUGGUUGGGUUGGUGACUCCGGUGACCCCUAGAGACCCCUGCUGGAAUAGCUGCUGUAAUGGGCGGUGUAGGUGUGCUAACUGGCGCAGCACCGGGUAAGUCUGCCAGUAUAGUUCUUGGUCACACACCACGCGUAGACACUCAGGCUAAAUCUAGGUUCUG